Molecule: messenger RNA, 1028 nt
Organism: Chelmon rostratus (copperband butterflyfish)
Lineage: Eukaryota; Metazoa; Chordata; Actinopteri; Chaetodontiformes; Chaetodontidae
Product: chromatin target of PRMT1 protein-like
Exons: 4
Coding region: 8-475 (155 amino acids)
Source: RefSeq, a predicted model, not a curated record
GGUCACCAUGGGCACCCCACUAGUGGUCUUACCGUUGAAGAAAGAGACAUCAGCGUCUCACGACGUGCAGAAUCGUGACUCGUCUUUGAGCGUGAAGCGGCGUCUGGGGAGGAGGAGGAGCGGCGUCUGGACUCGACUCGGCUGGCAGCGGCCCACUCGUCCCAGAUGGGGAGCUGGGUUCACCUCCACCUGCAGGGGACGAGGUAACCUGCGCAGUCGACUUGAUCAGCACCACCCCCAGAUGAGGAGAAACGUCCAGAAACUGAGCGCAGGACAAACACACCUCAGGAUGCACCUGCAGAGAGGCGGGGCUGUCACCACCAGGGGGCGUGGCCAACACCAAAAAAUUAUACCAACCAAGAAGCAGCUGGAUGCACAGCUGGAUGAGUACAUGUCCAAGUCCAAGAGCCACCUGGACGCUCAGCUGGAUGAGUACAUGUCCAUGGCCGGACAGGUGGACCUGCACGUGGACUGAGGGGCGUCGGUACUCGUCAGCACUCCAUGUUUUUUGUUGUCGUUACUUAAACUGUUCUGAUUGGGCCAUGUGUUCUUCACUGACCUCCCUGUGUGUUUCUUUAAAUGAGUCUGAUUGUGUUACUGAGGCUGUACUUCUGUUCGCAGCAUUUAAAAAUCUGUUUUAAUAAAAGGUGUUACUGCCGAGUCCCGCUCACGUCAGGUAACGUGACGGUGAAAGGUCAGAACUGAUUCCCUUCAUUCAGCCGUGAGACUGUAACUCCAUGUGUCACCAUAGUGACAGAUCUACAACAUUAACAUGAUGUACACAUUAAUGUGUAUGUAAUAGUAAUAAAAGAUACCAUUCUGCAUAAUAAGUACUGUUUUUUACUUUAUGAUGCUUUAAGUUCAUGUUAUAGUUUUAUUUUGUAAAUAUACACUAAAAGUGCUGAACACAGUUUGAACAUGUGACUGUUGGCCUGUCUAUCAUCACUGUUCAUUCAAACAGCUCAGAUUUCUGUUUGGAGGCUUUACAACGAAACUUCUUUUGUUUUGAAACAGUAAUUAAAAUAAAU